CGCCCCCAGCCUCUCCGUGCAGUUCUCCUCCAGGUCCGCCCAUGCUCCAUAUAAAGGAGGGCUCUGGGCUGAGCAGUCACUGCUUUCUGCUCACACCUAGAAGAUGUCUGGUCGCGGUAAAGGAGGGAAAGGGCUCGGGAAAGGCGGCGCCAAGCGGCACAGGAAGGUGCUCCGCGAUAACAUCCAGGGCAUCACCAAGCCUGCCAUCCGCCGUCUAGCUCGCAGGGGAGGCGUCAAGCGCAUCUCCGGCCUCAUCUAUGAGGAGACCCGCGGGGUGCUGAAAGUCUUCCUGGAGAACGUCAUCCGGGACGCCGUCACCUACACCGAGCACGCCAAGAGGAAGACCGUCACCGCCAUGGACGUGGUCUACGCGCUCAAGCGCCAGGGCCGCACUCUCUACGGCUUCGGGGAAGCAAUGUACUCGCCGCAUGUCAGGAGCGGUAAAGCCAUGGCCAGAACCAAGCAGACAGCGCGUAAGUCUACCGGCGGGAAAGCUCCCCGCAAGCAGCUGGCCACUAAGGCCGCCAGGAAGAGCGCCCCCGCCACUGGCGGAGUCAAGAAGCCUCACCGCUACCGCCCCGGGACCGUCGCUCUCCGGGAGAUCCGGCGCUACCAGAAGUCCACCGAGCUGCUCAUCAGGAAGCUGCCCUUCCAGCGCCUGGUCAGAGAGAUCGCCCAGGACUUCAAGACCGACCUUCGCUUCCAGAGCUCGGCCGUCAUGGCCCUGCAGGAGGCCAGCGAGGCUUACCUGGUCGGGCUCUUCGAGGACACCAACCUCUGCGCCAUCCACAAGAUGUCUGGUCGCGGUAAAGGAGGGAAAGGGCUCGGGAAAGGCGGCGCCAAGCGGCACAGGAAGGUGCUCCGCGAUAACAUCCAGGGCAUCACCAAGCCUGCCAUCCGCCGUCUAGCUCGCAGGGGAGGCGUCAAGCGCAUCUCCGGCCUCAUCUAUGAGGAGACCCGCGGGGUGCUGAAAGUCUUCCUGGAGAACGUCAUCCGGGACGCCGUCACCUACACCGAGCACGCCAAGAGGAAGACCGUCACCGCCAUGGACGUGGUCUACGCGCUCAAGCGCCAGGGCCGCACUCUCUACGGCUUCGGGGGUUAAUGCUGCCUCCGUCCUCACAGCACAAAGGCUCUUCUCAGAGCCGCCCACAUCUUCCCGGGGAGAAGCUACAAUUCCUUCUGCGCUCAGCCACUGAGGGGUUAACACCGCCCGCACAUCAGGGGGCGGGGAGCCGGACAAUUGGCCG
Messenger RNA from Bufo gargarizans (Asiatic toad), 1250 nucleotides. RefSeq names its product histone H4. Gene Ontology annotation, cellular component: nucleosome. The transcript has 4 exons. The record is from RefSeq and is a predicted model, not a curated record. Bases 104 to 1105 code for a protein of 333 amino acids. Gene Ontology annotation, biological process: nucleosome assembly. NCBI's taxonomy places the organism in Eukaryota, Metazoa, Chordata, Amphibia, Anura, Bufonidae. Gene Ontology annotation, molecular function: structural constituent of chromatin; protein heterodimerization activity; DNA binding.